CCUCCGCCCACGUCCGCUGCGCUGGAAAAGCCUUCGCGAGCUCAGUGGAAAAUCACCUCCGUCCGCCCUUCCGAUACGCGAAAACAUCUGCAGCGACGUAAUCAAACAAGAACAGGAAACUACGUCCCUGAAGUAGGGAAUUGAGAUCGCCGAAAUUGAAUUGUCGCCCGUAGGCUAUUUGUUUUAUUGUAGCGGACUGUAGACUAGCAUACACGCAUCACGCCCAUUCCGAAACAUCCUCAGCCUGCAUUGACACAGGAAACAUUAAGCAGAUUGGAUCGUGACAGGUCAGCUUUGAAGGGCGCUAGACGAGAAAACACCCUAAUACGAAUCAGCCGGAACCUUUCCCGGUAAGAGUAAAAUAAGUUACAAUGUUUUUAUAUAAGGUAGCAUUCACUGUUGAUAGCUUGUUUAUAUAAACACGUUGUCUUCAUUUCUAGAUCCAUGUUGCUCAAAUGGCCUACUCAAGUGGCGAGUGGGCAAGGUUUUUUUCACUACCGUAAUUAACUACAGUGCGUGAAAUAUGCGUACGUAGAGUAGCCCAUAUUCUGGAUGGAUUGACCGCAAUAUUUGAAUUUAAAAGAAUUAGUAUUUAUAUGCCUGGUCGUGCUUGCUUUCCUGUUCUGUGAGACUGUUCUCUGUAUCAAUGAGACACACUCCUUUCACGCCACUUCGAUAAAAAGUGAUUUACGUAGCAGGUUAGGAAAGCAUUUCCCCUAACUCUUUUCCUAACCUUAACCUCAGUCUCCUAACCUGCUAUGUUAAUUUCCUAACCUGCUGCAAGUUCUCCUAACCUGCUACGAAAAAGUCACUUCGGUAUUCAAGUGGCAUUAAAAUAUUGUUUUCCCAGUAGCCUAUUCUUGACAGUGAACUCUCAUAUUUGAAGAAGACUGUAAUCAAUGUAACUCUUAUAGAAUGACAAUAUCAUAUUCAAAUGUUAAUAUUUUGUCUUAAAAAAAAGUGUUUGCAGGACUAUAACCAGAGUAAAACUUUGGCUGUAUUCAGUUUUUUUUUUAAAUAUCACGUGUCCAAUGGGGCAACCACACAGCUGGCUCAACCUGCCCAGAUGCCAUACAUUUCACUUUGACAAUAAGGAGGAACCAGAAAGAUCAGUUUUAGGCUACUGGACUUCUUUGCAGUUUGCAUAUGGAUAGAGAGUGCAUGCAGGCUAUUAAAUGGGGGUCAUUCUUUUCCUUUGCUCUCACUUACGUAGAGAUGUCCUAGUUUCAUUAUUUCAGAGGCUAUAAUUAGGCAUGCACCCAGAGGCAGGCCACACACACAUACACACACACACACACAUUCAUGAACUAUAAAUAUCAGAGCAUACCUCCCCAGGUAAUUCAGUCAAUUGCUUCUUUACAACCUCUACAGAGUUAGUCUUUGACGUCUUCAAGAUCCUUUCCCCAUUGAGAGAAGCUAUGGCCCACUAGGCUGUGGCUAAACAAUGUCUCUUUUAUCUGGAUGGUCACAAUAACAUUUUGUAACCCCUUAGGUUAGCCACGCACAGCACAAUUUGUUGGGAGAAACAAACCACCAGAAACUCUCUGACUCCAUAUCUAAGGUACUAUCUAAGGCCCCACUAGCCUACACAGGUAUUAAAGGUGUUGACCAUCUCUCUCUCUGUCUCUUUCUGUCUCUCAGGUCAGGUGUCAAGUAUGGCUGAUCUGCUGAAGCUGCUGCUGCGUGUGGCAGAGAAGGCGGCCAACGUGGCCCGCGUGUGCAGGAAAGAAGCCCCUCUUUUCCAGCUGCUGGUCCAGGAGAAGACUGGGGUGGACAAGAACAAGAAGUUUGUCCAAGACUUCAAGACCCUGGCUGAUGUGGUAAUCCAAGAGAUGAUCCGCCAUGAUGUUGGAGCUCAGGUACAAGAACCAAAACACUUCUCAUGUUAUCAUGAUGAGGAUUGUUUCAUGUUUGAAAUAUUUUUAGGCAAGCCUCUGGAGGAUUUGUGGCAUAUCGCUCUCUGGUAUGAUAAAAUAUUUUUGACAAUCUUAACCCCCUACUUGUUUUAUCCUGUUUAACCUUAGUUUCCUGAAAUGAUUGACCAUAUACAAGGAGAGGAGUCUAACAAGUUUGAGAAUGGACUAGGUUAGUAAUAACAACACCCACAGUUCAGUAACACUUAGUACUAUUACUAUGUAACAACAUGUUAAUACAAUGCUGGUACAUGACUAAUAACAGUGUCAUAACAUGGGUAUAAGAGCAACAUAUACAAUGACAUCUACUUUUUAAUAACACUAGACCUGUUGACUGUGUGUGUAUUCAUGCGUGCGUCCCAGGGGAGAGUGUGAUAGUCACAGUGUGUGGGAUGGAGAAGGAGACAGCAGCGCUGCUUGCCACGGUGCUGGACGGGGACCAGACGGCGGCGACACUCCUGGCGAGUGCCAUCCACCAGGACGCUGAGCUCACACUCGCAGACACAGGGACAGACGACCUCUACAUACCCCUCAGCCCCUCUGACCUGGGCAUCUGGAUCGACCCCAUCGGUAACACCUGACCUAGAGUCACUAUUUAAAAACAAGAUUUGUUGUAUCUCCGUAGAUAUACGUGAAUGGAUAUUAUGGAUAAUGUUUAGAAGGGAUGUGUAAGCACUGAGCAGAUCCAAUUGUAAUGUAUGGUGUAUUGUGUAAUUACUACACCAACGCCAAGGGAGAGAUUUUUCCUUGUCCUUUAACACUGUUAUAAUUAUAAGCAAGGCACAUAUUAUUAUACGUAGUGCCUUCGGAAAGUAUUCAGACCCCUUGACUUUUUCCAUAUUUUGUUAGGUUACAGCCUUAUUCUAAAAUUGAUUAAAUUGUUUUUUUCCCCUCAUCAAUCUACACACAAUACCCCAUAAUGACAAAGCAAAAACAGGUUUUAUACAUUUUUGCUAAUUUAUUAAAAAUAAAAACUGAAAUAUCACAUUUACAUAAGUAUUUAGACCCUUUACUCAGUACUUUGUUUAAGCACCUUUGGCAGCGAUUAUAGCCUCGAGUCUUCUUGGGAAUGAUACUACAAACUUGGCACACCUGUAUUUGGGGAGUUUCUUCCAUUCUUCUCUGCAGAUCCUCUCAAGCUCUGUCAGGUUGGAUGGGGAGCGUUGCUGCACAGCUAUUUUCAGGUCUCUCCAGAGAUGUUCGAUCGGGUUCAAGUCCGGGCUCUGGCUAGGCCACUCAAGGACAUUCAGAGACUUGUCCUGAAGUCACUCCUGCAUUGCCUUGGCUGUGUGCUUAGGGUCAUUGUCCUGUUGGAAGGUGAACCUUCGCCCCAGUCUGAGGUUCUGAGCACUCUGGAGCAGGUUUUCAUCAAGGAUCUCUCUGUACUUUGCUCAGUUCAUCUUUGCCUCGAUCCUGACUAGUCUCCCAGUCCCUGCCGCUGAAAAACAUCCCCACAGCAUGAUGCUGCCACCACCAUACUUCACCGUAGGGAUGGUGCCAGGUUUCCACCAGACGUGACACUUGGCAUUCAGGCUAAAGAGUUCAAUCUUGGUUUCAUCAGACCAGAGAAUCUUGUUUCUCAUGGUCUGAGAGUCCUUUAGGUGCCUUUUGGCAAACUCCAAGCGGGCUGUCAUGUGCCUUUUACUGAGGAGUGGCUUCUGUCUGGCCACUCUACCAUAAAGGCCUGAUUGUUGGAGUGCUGCAGAGAAGAUGGUUGUCCUUCUGGAAGUUUCUCCCAUCUCCACAGAGGAACUCUAGAGCUCUGUCAGAGUGACCAUCGGGUUCUUGGUCACCUCCCUGACCAAGGGCCUUCUCCCCUGAUUGCUCAAUUUGGCCAAGUGGCCAGCUCUAGGAAGAGUCUUGGUGGUUCCAAACUUCUUCCAUUUAAGAAUGAUGGAGGCCACUGUGUUCUUGGGGACCUUCAAUGCUGCAGACAUUUUUUGGUACCCUUCCCCAGAUCUGUGCCUCGACACAAUCCUAUCUCUGAGCUCUACGGACAAUUCCUUCGACCUCAUGGCUUGGUUUUUUCUCUGACAUAAACUGUCAACUGUGGGACCUUAUAUAGACAGGUGUGUGCCUUUCCAAAUCAUGUCGAAUGAAUUGAUUUUACCGCAGGUGGACUCCAAUCAAGUUGUAGAAACAUCUCAAGGAUGAUCCAUGGAAACAGGAUGCACCAGAGCUCAAUUUCGAGUCUCAUAGCAAAGGCCCUGAAUACUUAUGUAAAUAAGGUAUUUCUGUUUUCAAUUUUAAUUUUAUUAGCAAACAUUUCUAAGAACCUGUUUUCGCUUUGUCAUUAUGGAGUAUUGGGAGUAGAUUGCUGAGGAAAUGUUUUUAUUUAACCAUUUUAGAAUAAGGCUGUAACGUAACAAAAUGUGGAAAAAGUCAAGGGGUCUGAAUACUUUCCGAAGGCACUGUAUGUUGUUCCUAUCGGUUUGGUUGUCCUUCAGAUGCCACCAGCCAAUACAUUGAGGGUCGUGAGGAGUCGGCGGAGGAGGGGCGUCUCUGUCCGUCAGGUCUGCAGUGUGCCCUGGUUCUGAUCGGGGUUUACCUCCGCGCAACUGGGGAACCCGUCAUGGGGGUCAUCAACCAGCCCUUCAACCACAAAGACCCAACAGGGUGAGACUCUAGAACAGGGGUCUCCAACAGGUAGAUCACUUGCUACCAGUAGCUCACAGCCAAUCAAUUCUGAAAGUACAUGCAUUUUUCCAUCGCAAAAUGUCAUAAACAUAAAACUCCCGGCUACUAUCCAAUCAAAGCCACAUUGACAUUAUCCCACCCCUGGUUAGCCACUAUUAGCUUAAAAAGCCAAACGUAACACAAUAUCUGCCAAUUAAUUUCCAGCAAUAUGGCCCUGUCUGUCUGUUUGGUGUGCAUGUUUGUCAAUCACUCCGUAUAUAGCCAGUUAGCUAUGCUAAUAAUGACCGUCUUGUGGGUAGACAGAAGACUUUCCCCAAAAACCUUCUCAAUUAAAUGUUAACUGCAAAGUAGGCUUAUCUGACAACUAUAAAUCAUACUUGUUUGUAUCAAUUGGGUGGCCAUUGUUUUAUAAACUCCGCCAUGACAGUAGGCCUAACAGCAGAAACAUUGCUAAAUUGACACAUUCCUCUCUUGCCAGAUGUGCAAUUAAUGGGGAAUUACACAAAAAAAAUGUUUUUUUGAAAUUGUCUUCUGAUGUGAUUUAAGCAUUGACAUGGACAUCCAUUUUCGUUGAUGCUCUAUGAAUAAUUGUAAUAUUAAGUGUCCCAAACCAGGAAAAAUAAAACAGAGAAAACAGAAUUUAAUUUGAUGGAGCCUGUCAUGCCAAAUACUGUUUAUCAACCAUAAUUUUACCAGGUACAAUAUAUUGACAGAAAACACAACUCUUGUACAUCAACAUCAACGAUCCGGGGAUGAGUUGCAUGGUAGAGAAAAUAAUGUGCCUAUUUGAAAGCAUAAAACAUUUUUGUAGCUCACAUCUAAAAAAAAAAAAAAAAAAAAAAGGUAGGUCUCAUGCUAGAAAAGGUUGGAGACCCCUGCUAUAGAACCAGAACAGCAAAUCAGUGUUGACACCAGGGGCCUCAUUUAUAAAUGCUGCGUACGUACAAAAUAUACCCCAAAACGUGCAGUCGCCAGUUUUCACGCAAAAGUUGGUAUUUAUAAAAAUGUUACUUGACGUGAGAAUGUGCUUAAUUUCCUGCAAACUUUAGACCAUGAGUGUGCACAAUUUCUGGUGGUUGAAGUAUUGCAUUGCAAGCAAGUAGUAUUUUAUGGAAAUGGGGGAUAUGAUGACUCGCUUAUUCAUAAAAAAAAAAAAAACAGGAAAAUAUAACAACAAUAUGCAAUCAUUUGCCGUUAGUGAGGAGCGAAAAUCUAUUUAUUUUAUCUUUGCAAUCUAAAAAAUAUAUAGUAAUAGGAAUCUAUUUCCUGAUUAUUUUAUUUCCAUGAUCAUCAUAAAUUCCUCACCUUUCCUGACUGAUGGUUUCAAACUCCCAAAGUAGCGUAUUCAACAAAUUAGCAUACAAUUAGUUAUUUCAUUUAAUUGGACCUACUUCACAGUAGUAAAUAAAUAAGCUAUUUCAAGUAUUUUGCUCUAUAUGAUCCGAUCCGGAGCGCGGUUAAAAUUAGAACGUAACAGUAGAAUUGACAGUUCACCAUGUCAUUUCAAAUGUUUUAAGUGGGCACAGUUCACCAUGUCAUUUCAAAUGUCUUAAGUGGGCACAGUUCACCAUGUCAUUUCAAAUGUCUUAAGUGGGCACAGUACACCAUGUCAUUUCAAAUGUCUUAAGUGGGCACAGUUCACCAUGUCAUUUCAAAUGUCUUAAGUGGGCACAGUUCACCAUGUCAUUUCAAAUGUCUUAAGUGGGCACAGUUCACCAUGUCAUUUCAAAUGUCUUAAGUGGGCAUAGACAAUGUUUCAGAAUUCGCGGGAAGUGCAUCAUAUUUAGGUUGGGGGGGGAAGAGGUCUAGAGUAACUGAAUUUUUUUUGUGACAACACCUCUGAGAACAUUUGAUCUAAAAUGCUGUGGCCUAAUUCCAAAAGUUCAAAAUCAAACAGCAAAUAAGGGUGUUAUUGUCACCAUAAAAAGGUAAAUGAUGGGUGUUUUCCAGGCGGAAUUAUAAUGCUUGUUCACGAUGUGCACAGUUUACGACAGGUCUGAUUUAUAAUAUAAUAAUAAUAAUAUGCCAUUUAGCAGACGCUUUUGAUUUAUAAUGGGAAAUAUGUGCAAGUAUGGCAUGCCGCAAGUUUAUAAAUCUCAAUCUUUUUUUACUUACGCACACGCAGUUAUUUAGUGUGAAAUUUACUCAACGGUUAUAAAUUAGGCCCCUGGGUUAUGGUCAAUGCCAUUUCAGUUCAGUCGAUUCAAAUAACUAAUUGUUACCAAUUUAAGUAUUGUAAAGUUUUUAUUUUCAAUUGAAUUACAAUUAAACCUGUCUGACACAGAAAUAACAUACUCAAUAAUGCUCAGUUCUCACCAACAAAGCUGCCUUAGUCAAUGACGUUUGUGUGAUGUGCGUAUUUGUUGCAGCUGGAAGGGGAAGCAUUUCUGGGGUGUGUCGUGUGGGACCGUCAAAGCCUGCUCGGUGCUCAGACCUAAAGAUAGACCUGUAGAGACGACAGCAGCGGGAGGACCAGGGCUCUCAGUGGUGAUGAGCUCCAGUGAGAAGCAGGCAGUGAAAGAGGCUUUGGCCCCUCUGUGUGGGCCUGACAGGCUGAUGUACGCCUCGGGGGCCGGAUACAAGAUCCUGUGUGUGAUCCUGGGCCUGGCUGACGUCUACGUCCUCUCAGAGGGUAGCACCUUCAAGUGGGACUCCUGCGGCCCCCAUGCCCUGCUCCGUGCACUGGGUGGGGGGAUGGUGGACCUUAAAGAGUGCCUCCGCUCCUCUGGCUCCAGCCACUGUGAGGGGGGGCACCAGGACCAGGGGGAACUGACCUACCACCAACCCCACACAGAGAGCUCUGGGGUGGACCACUGGGCCAACCAGGGGGGCCUGGUGGCCUAUCUCGACUGUCAAAUGCUCCAUAGGGUUAUUGGGGAACUGAAGGGCAAGUUU
Messenger RNA from Coregonus sp. 'balchen', 7445 nucleotides. NCBI's taxonomy places the organism in Eukaryota, Metazoa, Chordata, Actinopteri, Salmoniformes, Salmonidae. The record is from the annotation of a GenBank genome assembly.